Molecule: messenger RNA, 2784 nt
Organism: Zingiber officinale
Lineage: Eukaryota; Viridiplantae; Streptophyta; Magnoliopsida; Zingiberales; Zingiberaceae
Exons: 2
Coding region: 540-2423 (627 amino acids)
Source: RefSeq, a predicted model, not a curated record
ACCACCACUUCCACCACCACCAUCACCAAGCGUACCGCAACGCCAAAUCCUCCCAUCUUCGUUCGCAUUCCCCCUUCCGCACGCUCCGCAUCUCGCUUCUCCUCCACAGCUCUAUUCCGAUUCGCCUCCAGCGGUGGGAUCUCUUUGCGGCUUUCUCUCCACCUCCCGACGCCUCUGUAGUUUGAAGGCAUCGCAUCUUGCAACCUAUGAUAUAAAGCUUGUUGGAGGUCUUUUUUACUCAGUAUUAUAGGUGUUUCAUAUGGGAUUUGUGUGCUGAUUAUCAUCAGAUCUAUAAUUCAGUAGCCACUUGAUCUCAUAUUCCUUAAAUUUAGAUCCUUCCGAACAUGGACCGGGCCGAUACAUCUGGCUUUGUCAGUGGUGGUUGUCAUAGAUUUCAUUCUUAUUUCCAUUUUAUCUACAUGGAAACACUUUUUUUUCUGAAAUUUUAAGGCUGCUUAAAUAAGAAUUAGCUGCUAUACUUUUCCAGCAAUCCCCUUCCAUAUCACAUUUGGUUUCUCAGAAACCUUCCAUAUGAAACGAUGGAUUUCAAUACAACUGAUCUCUUGUUGCUUGAUAGAGAAACUUUAGCUUGCACUUCAGUGGUGCAUACUGAUCAGUUCUCAACUUUCAGCAAGGCCAACCAUUUUAGUGACAGAACAUUGGGUCUGGACUGCCUGGGAUAUAAAGUUGGCAAAUCUGGAAGGUCACUGAAUUUACAAACAAAUUUUGAGUUCCCUACUCAAGAUGAUAACUGCCAUCUUGUUCUUGGACUGGGUCCAACUCCAAAUUUUUACUCUGCUGAUCAUGCCACGAAUGUGUCUAUUAAACCAAAAGAAUUGGCAUCUUCAUUUAGUCAGAGUGUUUUGGGAACUGAAUUUGGAAUGUUAGAACUCGGUCUAUCUAGAGGCAAUUAUGCAGCACCCACCAUACAAAAUGGUCAUCAUACUGAAAUGUCUUCAACUGGAAUAUGUCUCCCCAUUCCUGUUGUGGAUGAAGGGUCAACUUCUGCCAAGAGAAAAUUUGGUGGUUACAUACCAACUCUCCUUUUUGUCCCUAGAUCGGAGAGGGUUAACAGUCUUCAAAACCUGACUGUAGGCCAAGAAUUGGUAGAAAAUGUCAGUGAUGCAAGCACCCACCAAUCUCAACAUCAGCAAUAUGUUCUUAGCCAGCUGCCUCAAUUGAGUCCUGAGACCUCUGCAGCCACAUUUUGCUCAUUGGGAGGUAAAGAUGAUCCAUUGGUUGUUGGUGGCUCAGCUGAUCAAAGAAUUCACCACCACCCCAAAAAAUGCAGAUUCGAUGGUUGUUUAAAAGGUGCCAGAGGGGCAUCUGGAUUGUGUAUUGCUCAUGGAGGUGGGCAGAGGUGCCAGAAGCCUGGCUGCAAGAAAGGUGCUGAGAGUCGAACAGUGUACUGCAAAGCCCAUGGAGGAGGGAAGCGCUGCCAGCAACUUGGCUGUACCAAGAGCGCAGAGGGCAAGACAGAAUUUUGCAUCGCCCAUGGUGGGGGUCGUCGAUGUGGUCAUCUCGGGUGUACCAAGGCAGCACGUGGCAAGUCAGGGCUGUGUAUUAGACAUGGUGGUGGUAAAAGGUGCACAGUUGUAGGCUGCAUGAAGAGUGCGGAGGGCCAGGCAGGCUGUUGCAUCUCUCACGGUGGAGGCAGGCGAUGCCAGUAUCUGGGAUGCAGCAAAGGUGCACAAGGCAGCACCCUAUACUGCAAAGCACACGGUGGAGGCAAACGUUGCAUUUUUGAAGGAUGCAGCAAAGGGGCUGAAGGGAGUACAUCUCUUUGCAAGGGACACGGUGGUGGCAAGCGUUGCCUCUUCGAGGGAGGUGGGGUCUGCCCAAAGAGUGUUCAUGGCGGCACAAAUUUCUGCGUAGCUCAUGGUGGAGGAAAGCGUUGCGCCGUGCCAGGAUGUACAAAAAGUGCCCGUGGCCGCACUGAUUGCUGUGUGAGGCAUGGUGGGGGCAAACGGUGCAAAUUUGAGGGAUGUGGGAAAAGUGCGCAGGGAAGCACAGACUUCUGCAAGGCUCAUGGUGGAGGUAAGCGCUGUUCAUGGGUUAUGGGGUGUGAGAAGUUUGCUAGGGGAAAAAGUGGUUUAUGUGCAGCCCAUGGUAGUUUGAUAGUCGCACAAAACGAACAAAAGGCUGGGAGCCUGAUUGUAUCAACCUCUAUAACUCAUGAAAGCCACAAAGACAAUGAGAUUUCAUCAUCAGGAGUGAGCUCCUUAUCUGACUGCACGGAGUCCUACGAUAGCAUGGGGAUGGACCAGCAUCUCAUGCCUCCUCAUGAGUUGGCCCCUCAAUCCAUGAGAUCGCAGUCUUCCAGCUUCGGGUUUGCAUUCACAGAGGGCAGAGUGCACGGUGGGGGCUUGAUGUCAUUCCUUGGAAGAAACCUGAAGAAUGCUGUCAACGAUGUCGAUGUGUGAACUUCACUUAAUUUAUUGACAAGAGGGGAAUUGGCUGGAAAUUAGAACAGCUUGUCUAUAAUCUAUAUUAUUGGUUCAUGGGCCUGUAUUGGAACUCCAUUAUAUUAUCCAGUUUGUUGUAGUGUCAGCAGUGUUAUAAAAUUGGGUGUGGUAGUAGUUUAAAGAGUGUUCUUAGCUGUUCCACCCAGUAGCUUUGGAAGAUUCCACUUCCCUCAACUUUCAGAUUCACUGUUAAUGCCGAUAGUGUAGUUUAAGUGGAUGUAAUAAGUCUUAGUGCGAUUUAUGCUGUAUACGGUGUUUGUUGAUAUGCUUUGAACAUUAUGAUUAGUUGUCAGCAUGCAAUGUUUCUGAUGUUGUAGUA